Messenger RNA from Dromiciops gliroides (monito del monte), 3769 nucleotides. RefSeq names its product primase and DNA directed polymerase (gene PRIMPOL). The transcript is spliced from 15 exons. Gene Ontology annotation, molecular function: DNA-directed DNA polymerase activity; chromatin binding. Gene Ontology annotation, biological process: replication fork processing; mitochondrial DNA replication; error-prone translesion synthesis. Lineage: Eukaryota; Metazoa; Chordata; Mammalia; Microbiotheria; Microbiotheriidae. Bases 742 to 2451 code for a protein of 569 amino acids. Gene Ontology annotation, cellular component: nucleus; mitochondrial matrix. The record is from RefSeq and is a predicted model, not a curated record.
UCUCUCUCUCUUUGCACAGUGACUACUGGGGAUGGGCUGCACCGCCCGGACAGUCUGGGCUGUGGUCACGGCCCCAGGCAUAAUCUAAGGAAACAGCGGCAAAGAUCAGGAGCGUCCCCGGCCCCGGGGCCCCGGCAGCCCCCUGCCCGCUCGUCUCGGCCGAGUCAGGCUCUCUCCAGGCCUCCUCCCCCGCCCGGAGCCCCCCGCCCGCUAGACCGUGUCCCCACGGCAAACAAAGGAAAGGCGUCCACGCGCGGCGGCGGCCGCGUCCCCGACUCGGUCCCCGGGUUCUCCUUCCGCUUCAGCUCCGGCCCCGUCGGGUCGAGCGUAAACAGGCGAGAGGAGAAGGAGGGAGGCGAGAGGAAGAAAGGAGGAGAAAAGUGAUGGACAAGACUUCUAAGCCACGCCAACUUUUCUAGUGCGUCCGGAUAAGCCCCGCCCCUUACGUUACCAAGCUAAGCUCCGCCUCCAACUCAGGCCAGCCACUCGCCUCCAUGGAGAUAGUCCCGCCCCAGCCCUUCCGGGCCUCCGCUCCCCACGAGCUACGGACCCGCCUUCAUCUCCACGCACGGUGGGCGGGGCCGCAUUGGCGCCAAGUUUGACUUAACCGACUCCCAGGCGGGGCUUUAGAUGGAUCGCUGUGUCCGCGCUGAGGACGGAGAAGCUGCCUGGGCCUCCACCACAACCGUCCCCUCAUUUUCCUAGGUUGUAAGAGUGAAAAAUAAAACAUAAAAAGAACCAAUGAAAAGAAAAUGGGAAGAAAAAUUGAAGAAGAUUGGAGAACGAGCAUCCCAGUAUGAAAGGAAGCCACUGGGCUCAGUCUACAGGCCACGGCUGUCUAAGCCAGAGGACCCAUCCUCUGUUUGGAAGCUGUUUCAUCGUCAAGCUCAAGCUUUUAGCUUUGUCAGAACCUGUAAAGAGGAUGUACAUGUAUUUGCUUUGGAACAUAAAGUGGGAGAUGGACAACGCAUAUACCUUGUAACAACUUAUCCUCAGCUCUGGUUUUAUUAUAAGUCCCGGAAAAAUCUCAUGCACUGCUAUGAAGUUAUUCCUGAAGAUGCUGUUUGCAAGCUUUAUUUUGACUUGGAGUUUAGCAAACCUGCCAAUCCAGCUGCAGAUGGGAAAAAGAUGGUUUCACUACUAAUUGAGCAUGUUUCUACAGCCCUUCAAGAGUUAUUCAAUGUUAAUUGUUCAGCAGAAAAUGUUCUCAACUUGGAUUCUAGCACUGAUGAAAAGUUUAGCCGACAUUUAAUAUUUCAGCUCCGUAAUGUUGCAUUUAAAAAUAAUGUCCAUGUUGGUAAUUUUGUUAGAAAAAUUUUGCAACCUGUGAUUGCAUUAGAUGACAGUAAAAUUAAUGAAAAGAUACCAGGACGUGGAUUUUCCUCUUCUUCAAAAACAAUAAUGAAACCAGAAACCUCUUUUACAAAUGUAUUUGAAGAUAAAAAUGCUACCAAAAGUCAGCCCUUUAAUUCAAGUAAAGUAGAAGAUUUGGGGACAUCUGAGCAAAAUGGGCCAGAUCUUUCCUUUUUAAUUGUGAAGAAUAAAGGAGGAGAUGAUCACCUUUUUGUAGAUGUGGGAGUUUAUACAAGAAAUAGAAACUUCCGGCUGUACAAAUCAUCCAAAUUGGGCAAAUAUGUGCCUUUGGAAGUAGCUGAAGAUAACAAAUUUCUUCCUAAACAAUCAGAGACUGUUUCUGAAGAAAACCAGUAUUUCCUUUCUUCUUUGGUCACCAACAUCAGAUUUUCAGACACUUUACGAAUCCUUACCUGUGACGUGCCACUAAGUAAACAGAAAAGGACUGAAAGUUUCAACAGUGCCUGUACUAAAGUGGGUGUCAUGGAAGGCUUCCAGUGUUCACCAUACCCUGAAAUUGAUAACUUUGUUCUUUCUGUGGUGAAUAAAAAUGGUGUCAAAGGAGGGAUUCGGUGUUGGAACUACUUUUUCCCAGAAGAAUUACUUGUUUAUGAUAUUUCUAAGUAUCGCUGGUGUGGAAAUAUUAAAAGAGCCCACAAGAGUAAUAACAUAAUGAUUCUGGUGGAUCUGAAAAAUGAGGUUUGGUAUCAAAAAUGUCACGACCCUGUCUGCAGAGCAGAAAACUUCAAAUCUGAUUAUUUCCCUUUACCAACUGAAGUGUGUCUUUUAUAUCUGUUCAAAGAGGAUGAUGAAGACCACAGUUUGAAUGAGACCGAAACUAGGAACAUUGAAACUAACCCCAAAUCCUCAAAUCCUCAAGAAUUAUCUUUUAGUACAAUGACAAGAGAGGUGCCUUCGGACGCAGACUGGGAUAAUGGCAUUGAUGACACCUGUUUUUUGGAAGCCGUUGAAGAUGCUGAGCUAGCCGAAGCUGCAGAGAAGAGUCUGGCCAGUGAUGGUCCCAUAGGGGAUGAGAUUCCUGAUGCACUCAUCAUGGAAAUGUUAGAAGAAGAGAAUACAAAUAGGAGUGUGACUUGACUUAAGAUAGUGGCCAAAGGUCAAAUGUUGGCCUGUCAGAUUCAAUGUAAACCAAUGAACUCACUGUUGUUAGUAGUGAUGGAGAACCAGGUGGACCUGGGCUCCAGUCCCACCUAUGCCCCAUACUGGCUGUGCGACCCCCACUGGGCCACCCACUUAGGCUCCUUACUAUUAGAACAAGCAACUUUCUACAGAGGAGGCGCUGACCUCACCUGAGAAUUAUCUACCCCACUGAAAUCACAGGUCUGGAGCCUUAUAAUUGAUCACUAUGUUACUUAUUAUUGAAUUCUUUUUUUCCUCACAUUUUGCACAUUUUCUCAUUACAAGAAAUUCUAUGUGUGCUAUGGAGCUUAGGAGAGACAUUAGGCUUGACUAUAUGGAUCUGGGAAUCAUUUGCAUAGAGUUAAGAGCUAAUGGUAUUGCUGAAUUAGCAGAGAGAGAGAAAGGGGCUCAUAGCAGACCCUGGGGCUAUAUCAACAAUGGAGACCCAAGAUGUAGCCCCCUUAACUCCCAGCCAUCUGCUGACUUGAAAGAAGAAUCUUCAGUAAACCUCACUGGGGUACACAAGUUUGUCCAUGGUCUGUUUCUCAUCUCAGGCCUAACCCUGGCUUCCUCUGCUUAAAUAAUAUGAAAAAUGAGCAAGAGAGCUUGAACAAGGUUCCCUUUCCUUUAAAAAAAAAUAUAGACUUAGACUAAAACAAAUUUCAGAUGUCUGAAACCUAUGGGCAAUUGAACAACUUCAUUUUGAGUCAUUGUCCACUGGAUAACUUCAAAUGGUCAAAACCUAACUAUUACCAACAACCAUUUGAAAAAAAAAAUCACUCACUAAAAAAUCUGUAUCACUAAUAGAAACACAUUAAAAUCACACUGAAAUAUGACUUUAUACAUUAAACUGGUAAAAAAAAUGGAAAUUACAGGGGCUGUGAGCACUUGUGAAAGCUACGGAAUGAUCCAAAUAUCCUCUGGAAAAACGUCAAAUUAUGCAAAAAAAACCCCACCCAACAACAACAACAACAAAAAAAAAAACAGCUACUGAACUGAACCUUCCCUUUGACCCAACAGUCCCCAUGACUGUUUAUACCUGCCAAGGAGUUUGUUGACAGGCUACAUCACGUCUCCCAAAAGUCAUGGCAGCACUGUCUGUCAUAGUGGUAUAUGAAUGUAAUGGGAUAUUAUUUUUUUAGAAGAAAACAACAAACAUGAAGGAUUCCUAAAACAAGAAAUAAAAAAAGAAAUAAAAAAUCAGGAAAACAGUCCACAUGACAACAAACCAAAAUAAACCAACUGUAAUUUUAAUAACCAAACUUGGUGCAAGAAG